CGGCACAACAGACGCAACAUUUGCCGAGAGCAACGCGCGAGCUGUGUAGAGCGGAAAAGGGGCGAAAAUGCGAUACGAUUUGCAUACAAAACACUCGACAGGCCACGGGCAACGCCUGGAAUUUUAACCAGUUAAAAGUUGGCAAAAACUAAUCAAAAUCACUCUCCAACCCCCACUAUUCUUCCCCCCUCUCAGUACUUGACAAUUAUGUAAAACCCGAGAAACACGCUCGCAAACAAUAAAACAAACAAAAAAUGAAUAAACUCGUGGUACCGUAAAACUAACCAAAAACACUGAGAAAACUAAGAAAACUGAGGCAAGUGGCAAGUGGAAAGAGAACUCUCGAAGAAUAAGAAAAGCAGUAAACAAACAAAAACUCUAGCCAAGUGCUAGCAAUUAAAAAUAAUUUACAAUCUGCUAACGAACAAGAGCCAGCGGGGGAGAGAGGGAGCAGGGAACCCAAAACUCGUAACUCGAAUGUCGCGCAAAAUGUUGCAAGUGCCGGUGGCAACGCUCGUGUUGCUGUCGCUGCUGCAGAUUGCCGAUGUUGCUGCCGCCGCGGAUGCACUGGGAGCAGAUGCAGCGGCAACGGGAGCGGGAGCAAUGACAACCGGAAUCGAUCCGAGUCUGAAGAACGCCCGGCUGAUUGAGGCCAAAGUGUUGCCCGACCUGGCCAACCUGCAGCGCAGUCAGGAGGAUGAAAAGUGGCAGCAGGUCUUCCGCUUCAUCGAUGACGGCUUUCCCGUCCUCGAACUCUACGGCUACAAGCCAAAAUCGGACAUUCCGUACACAUUGAUUGUGCCCAAAAUCGAUGUGCGGAGCAUCGAGAAGCCGCGGCUAAAGGAGUUCAUGUUGGAGCAUUUGGUGCCCGGAAAGAUCUUCGACAGCUAUAGUGCGGUCAGCGGCAAGGAAGAGCCGGAGGAGUCCUUCGGCAAUGGGAACGGACACAAAAUCGUUUUCCGUAAAUUGGAAAAAUCCCACAACAAUGUUUGGCUACUCAAUGGACAGCAGAUACUCCACAAGCUGCGUAUCAAUGAGAACCUGAUGGCCAUUGCAAUUGAUGGUUAUUUGGGUGAUAGGAAGUCGCCCUACUCCAAGCGCAAUAUACAGGAAACGAACAACCGCAACAACGACCCUCAGCCUCUGGAGCAACCGAACAUUACGAAUGCACACGCCAAGGUGGAGCCCAUUAUCAAAGAGUCGAAGGCCAGUCCACUGAUGUCGUUCCUGGCCAACAUGAAGACGGGCACCAAGGUAUUCCAGCACUUUCUCUCCAAGAGCAACCUGACCCGCAUCAUGGACGACAAUGCGUACACGGUGCUGAUACCCUCGGACAACGCCUUCCAGCGCUGGCAUCCCAUCGACUGGGGCUUCUAUCCAUUCUCCGUGCCGGAGUUCACGGAGUCGGUGCUGCGCAAUCACUUUCUGCCCAUGCAGCGACCCCUGCGGCUCUCCGAUGUCCGGAAUGUGGACGAGCUCGUUGUCCACACCAUGGGUGGCGAGGAUGUCGUCUUCCAUGGCCAACCCACACCCACGGUGAAUAAUGUGAGCAUUAUGUCCGACUACAACCUCUCCAAUGGCAAUCAGGUGUUCAUUAUAUCGGAGGUGCUCUUCGUUACAGAGGCUGUGGUCUCCAAAUUGCACCAGAUGCACAAGGACAAGGAGACACCUCCUUUGCUGGCCUUUCCCUGGUUUGGCGCCCAAUUCCUGUCCCAUUCCUUUUUGGCCUUGGAAAGAGAUCCCAGAUUUUCCCAGAUAACCAGAUAUCUAAACAAUGCUGAGAUUGCUCCUCACAUUUCGGGAGCCAACUACACGUUCUUUGUGCCCGAAGAUCGGGCCUUCGAGAAGCUGGGUUUCGAUAAAUUAUCCGAUGAGGUUAUGGCCUCUCAGCGCGGCGUCAAAAUGCUACUCAAUCACUUUGUCAAAGGUCGACUCUACAAUCGCGAUUUGCGGGAUAAUGAGGUCUUUGAGACCAUUGGUGGUGGCCACAUAAAGAUCACCCGCAAUCCGGGCAGCAACUAUACCAGCGUUAAUAAUGCCCAGAUCACUGAGAGCGAGGUGUUCGUCUAUAACCUGGGCACCAUGUACUAUCUGGAUGACAUACUGUACUCUCACAUGCUGCGGGAUUUCGUUAGCAAAUCCACAAAGACGAGAUCCAAUCGGCACGGCAGUGACUCUGGCGGAGGUUCAAGGAGCACCUCCCGUCCCAGCGACGUGGAGAUCGUACCAAACGAGUUCGAGAGCGAGCACAAUGGCGGCGACUAUGCCAUCCAUGGCGAUGACGAGGACUUUGAGGAUGAGAUCAUCACGCCCAAGGCGCUGCCCGUCCAGAUCUACGAGUUGCCCAAGUAGAGAGCGAUAACUAGAUCUUGAACUUGAUAGGUGGCUUUAUGUCAGGAUAUAUAUCGAGCUGUAGGAGGCGAAAAUAACAUAGGAGAGACUUGAUUUGGGAAUUUUAAUAAAAUAUUUUAGUUAAUUUCAAAGAACUAAACAAAUCAGAACUUUAAAUAAUUAUUUUCUUUUGAAAAAGUAGAAAUUCUCCAAGGAAUAAGUGUUAUUUUUCCAAGAAAGCAGACAGCCGAUAUGUGUAUAAUUUUAUUUGAAAUUGAUCUGGGUUUAAAAAAAUGAAAGGAAUCGAGAAAGGGAGACGCUUAAAGCGUUCAUUUUGUAUAGUUCUGGGCUACUUUUUUAAAGCAUUUCUCUAGUUUAGUUCUUAGUUGUUCGUGUAUAUUUUAAGUUUAGCAUUGAACGAGGCGAGGAGAAACGAAGUACGAACGAGUAUACUAAAAAAACAACAUCAGAAUCAACCGAAACAACCGAAAAAUGAGCAACAAAUAUAUAUGAAACCUAAUCCUAAAGAACUUAUCAGCGAUUUAGACAAAAAAAUAAAAAACAAAAAAGAAAAGCUUGUAGACACCAAAAAUUUACUACAAAUAUUUAACGCGAGUAAUUCCGUAAUAUUCGACUUAGAGGCAGGAUGAAAAUUUUCAAAAAAGAAAAUAUUAAAAAACAUAUACGUAUACUAUUUGCAAAUUCAAUUAGCGCUCAUCAUCAACCGUGUUUAUGCUUUUUUGAGUCUAUCCAUGUGAGGGGAGCAGGCAUAUAGCGAAAACAUAUCGGCUACACAUCGGUGGAAAUUAAUAUCGGAGCGAGGACCGAGGAGCAAGGAGCGAGGCCAGAUAUAUCUAUAAAUACUCGUACUAUUACGAACAGAUAUUGUAUUUUUUAAUUUAAUUAUAUUGAUAUUGAUAUAUGAUAUUUAAUGUGUAUCUGUGUAUAUGAACAACAAAAGCAAUGAGAACGGAGCAUCCAAUUUUAUAAUAGUUUGUUAAAAUAAAAACAAAAACCUUCCACAAAAAAA
Messenger RNA from Drosophila kikkawai, 3361 nucleotides. RefSeq lists its product as uncharacterized. Gene Ontology annotation, cellular component: extracellular matrix. Gene Ontology annotation, biological process: extracellular matrix organization; cell adhesion. Lineage: Eukaryota; Metazoa; Arthropoda; Insecta; Diptera; Drosophilidae. The record is from RefSeq and is a predicted model, not a curated record. Gene Ontology annotation, molecular function: cell adhesion molecule binding.